AUGAAUACCCUCCAAGAAGCAAGUAAACUAUACAAGGCCUUUAAGAAGGGAGGUCCGAGUUUCGGAGGCUGGCAGAUGCUUCCGGGAACAAACCAUGCUCGGGCAAUUGCGCGCUCCGGCGUGGACUGGAUAUGUGUUGACUGUGAACAUGGCAACAUUGAUGACAGCCAAAUGCACGAGGCAAUCACAGCCAUAGCAAAAGAAGGAGUCAGUCCACUCGUCCGCAUCGCAGCAAACGAGGCAUGGAUGGUGAAGCGAGCCCUCGACGCCGGUGCCCAUGGUGUAGUUGUACCGCUAAUCUACACCGUCGAAGACGCCAAACGCCUCGUAUCCUCCGCUAAAUUCCCUCCCGAAGGCCACCGCGGAUUCGGUUCACCUUUCCCACUGCAAUGCUUCAACGACGAACCUGUAGCAUAUUACCUUCAAAAUGCCAACUCCACCAUCCUCACCAUAGUACAGAUAGAAACCGCCUCCGCCCUGGAGCAUGUCCGUGAGAUUGCUGCGAUACCAGGCGUCGAUUGCUUGCUCAUUGGCCCGUUUGAUCUGGGGAAUAAUAUCGGAAGACCUGUUCUCGGUGAAAUGCACCAGGAGCUGAAGGACGCAAUCGAGCAGAUCAAGGAUGCGGCGCAUGCAGAAGGGAAAAAAGUAGGCAUUUACUGUGGAAACGGUGAGCAGGCGAGAGGUUAUGCGGAAAGGGGGUUUGACUUGAUCAGCAUAUUGACGGAUCAAAUGGGCAUUACGACAGCUUUUGUGCAGUCUCUUGCUGUAUCUAGUGGCAAGGCGGAAGGCAGUGAGGAUAAGAGUGCGAAGGGUUAUGAUGGAAAAUAG
Molecule: messenger RNA, 828 nt
Organism: Cucurbitaria berberidis CBS 394.84
Lineage: Eukaryota; Fungi; Ascomycota; Dothideomycetes; Pleosporales; Cucurbitariaceae
Product: Phosphoenolpyruvate/pyruvate domain-containing protein
Exons: 4
Coding region: 1-828 (275 amino acids)
Cellular component (GO): cytoplasm
Molecular function (GO): aldehyde-lyase activity
Source: RefSeq, a predicted model, not a curated record